This is a messenger RNA of Drosophila santomea, 538 nucleotides long. RefSeq names its product SNAPIN protein homolog (gene Snapin). Gene Ontology annotation, molecular function: SNARE binding. Gene Ontology annotation, biological process: intracellular protein transport; lysosome localization; synaptic vesicle exocytosis. Bases 134 to 538 code for a protein of 134 amino acids. Lineage: Eukaryota; Metazoa; Arthropoda; Insecta; Diptera; Drosophilidae. Gene Ontology annotation, cellular component: BLOC-1 complex; synaptic vesicle; BORC complex. The record is from RefSeq and is a predicted model, not a curated record. The transcript has a single exon.
UCUGUGACAUUGACCAAUAAAAAUACUCUGCGCGACUAUCGAAAUACUUGCCCCCCAAAAAUACUCGAUACAUCGAUAAUAAUGGGGGGCCCCUAACAACAUCUCCAAUUCGUUUUCUGGCCAGAAUUCUGCAAUGGAUUCGGACAGCACCGUCACUUCCUUGGAGGAGAACACGGAGAACUUCUGCACGAAUCCCACGCGCGACAUCCUCGCCGAGGGCAUCACCAACCUCUUCAAGCCGACCAUCGAAAGGUUGGACGAGCGUGUGGCCUCCACCAUCCAGUUACAGGCGGAGCUUCGUGGCCAACUGGACGCACUGGCCGCCCAGCUCAGGGACAUCGAAAAAGCGCAGAGUCAGAUACCCGAGUUCGCGGACAAGGUGAAGGAGCUGCUGAACGUGAAGCACAAGGUGACGGUCAUCAGCAACGUGUUGGUAACCAGCCAGGAGCGGCUUACGGGUCUGCACAAGCUGAUAGAGAAGGAGCAGCGACGGCGACAGGCGCUCCUGGACUCCGCUCUCAGCACCAACAUAUCUUAA